AUGGAUGAUUCGCCUGCCUACGUUAUCGCGAUGUUUCUCAAUCCCUCGAUACGAUUGUCAUGGAUUCGACGACACUGGGAGCCUAAUUAUGUUGCCAGGGCCAUCAUAAUUAUCAAGAAUACUAUGCGAAAAUACCAUGACUGUCUUCAUGGACAAGCUCAACAACCUACAUCUAGUACGGACUCACAGCAACAGAGGCGACGAUAUGGGCUCGAAGAUAUGUUGGAGGUUUCGGGCGCUCCUUCGCCGUCGGGCCAAGGAGUUGAAGAACAGUUUGAGUUGUAUGGAAAUGGGACGGUCUCACUGCGUGGCACGGAUAUUAUAGGGUUUUGGGCAAUAAGCGAGGAAACCCAUCAAAUAUUGUACGCGAUGGCAUUAGAUUACUUACCCAUUCAAGCAUCCUCGGUUCCUUCUGAGCGCGUUUUAUCAUCCAGUGCCGAAACUGAUACAAAGAGGCAAAAUUGA
Laccaria bicolor S238N-H82 is the source of this 465-nucleotide messenger RNA. RefSeq lists its product as uncharacterized. The coding region runs from base 1 to 465 and encodes 154 amino acids. Lineage: Eukaryota; Fungi; Basidiomycota; Agaricomycetes; Agaricales; Hydnangiaceae. The transcript has 4 exons. Gene Ontology annotation, molecular function: protein dimerization activity. The record is from RefSeq and is a predicted model, not a curated record.